This is a messenger RNA of Ochotona princeps (American pika), 369 nucleotides long. Its product is annotated as beta-defensin 104A-like. Gene Ontology annotation, cellular component: extracellular region. Gene Ontology annotation, biological process: innate immune response. The coding region runs from base 10 to 369 and encodes 119 amino acids. The transcript is spliced from 2 exons. Lineage: Eukaryota; Metazoa; Chordata; Mammalia; Lagomorpha; Ochotonidae. The record is from RefSeq and is a predicted model, not a curated record.
ACCUCAUGAAUGAGUUCAUUACUCCUGGUGAAGAGAGUGAGGCAGAUACCUGGCUCCUGUAUCCCUGGAGGACACAGCAACACAACACGUCAACAUAUACUAAAUGUUCUGGUACCUGGAUCUUGGAUCCACCAGCUCCAGGACAUGAGAGCUGUGCUUGAAGUGGACAGAAUAUGUGGUUAUGGAACUGCUCGCUGCAGAAGAAAAUGUAAGAAACUAGAAUACAGAAUUGAAAGAUGUCCCAACAGCUAUAAAUGCUGUUUGAAGAAGUGGAGUGGCGAGUUACAGAAAUACCAUACUGGUUCUAACGUCAAUAACAGCAGAGCCCAACGCAUUUCCCUCCCGGGGCCUCACAACUCACAUGGAUAG